AGAAUAUGGGUGGCGUAUUGAUUAAGUGCACGCAAUUUUUUGCUGCAGUUGUGGUGUCGGAUAGUAAAAGAAAUAGAGGGAGACCCAUGGUUAGGUGCACUUCAUAUAAAAUCACGACUUUGAGUGAACUUUUAGCAGACAGUGGUGAACAGUGACUGAGUGAAGUGUGAAUCUUCAGCACCGCAAAGGGAUUCCAGACGGUGACCUUAGGCAAAAUGGAAUUUAAACUUGCGUUGUUGACGACUCUUUUGUGUCUUAUUGCUUCACUCAGCUUAGCCGAGGGCGGAAAAGGCAAAAGAGUUAAAAUUCACGUACCUGUUCAUGUUAAGCAUCACAAACAUACUCACACAAUCAUCAAAAACAUCCAUCAUCAUCACAAGCCAUCAGUGAUCAAGGAGGAUAAGAUAUUCAGGCACGUACCACCUGCACCACCAUCCAAAGAAGAUAUCGAUCACGAACACUUCCAUCAUCACUAUAGACACGAUCAUCCUUCAGUUGAAGUCGAAACGAACGAUGAUCCAAUCCAUUUGAAUGCUCCGGAAAGGCCUAUUCGGCAAGAAAUUCCGGAAAAGCCCUUAAGAUUCGGUUUGCCAGAUAAACAUCAUCGCUUUGAGAAGCCUCUUCGUAUACCAAUACAACAUAAGCCUAUUCGCUUGCCACCACCUGAAAAGCCCCUGCGCUUCACCCUGCCUGAGAAGCCUAUUCGGUAUGGCCUAUCCGAUGAUGACUUCACCAAUGAAUCCACUGAGGAUUUCUUCGAAAAAGCUCGCAAGGAGCUCGAGAGGAAGUUCAGCAAAUCCAGCUACAAGCACGAAACACGAUUCUACGGCAAGGAUGAACUUAGGAGAAAUUCCUGGCCAUUCGACUAAUUAGCCAAUCAAUUCCUCCGGCUACUACCACCCCCUGAGUCCUGUUUUUUACCCAGGACCUAAUCCCCCUAGCGGGAAUUUUUUCUAGCAUGUAAAUAAAUUUUUACCAUACUUACUUUAUAAUGAAUCUUACCCUAGCCAAGUAUUACAAAUUUAUAUGAAAAUUAAAUCCUGUUGAACUUGAUGUUUGUGAUAGGAUGUCCCUAAGAUGAAGACUCCCUAUGUGUGAGUGUGAGAGUGUACCAAAAAAAAAACCACAAAAGUAGAAAAAAAAAGAGAGAAAAGACAAUAAAAUUCAUGAAACAUUAAA
Messenger RNA from Phlebotomus papatasi, 1179 nucleotides. RefSeq lists its product as uncharacterized. The coding region runs from base 216 to 869 and encodes 217 amino acids. Lineage: Eukaryota; Metazoa; Arthropoda; Insecta; Diptera; Psychodidae. The record is from RefSeq and is a predicted model, not a curated record. The transcript is spliced from 3 exons.